AUGACAAAGCACCGCUUGAGGGAAUCCAUUAAGUCCUUGUUUGGGAGUCACAUCAAUUCAGAGAAGCAUGAAGAGCUGAAAGGAACUAAAAUAGGUAUUGAUGACAAGGUGAAUAAAAUAUUGAAGCUUCUAAAAGAGGAAGAUCUUGAAGAAAAAGAUGCCAUCUCAGUAGAGAACUCCAAAAAGGAACCUCUUGUUGAGCUAAUUGAGGAUUUCCACAAAGAGUACCAAUCACUCUAUGCACAAUAUGAUCAUCUAACCGGAGUGCUAAAGAAAAAAGUUAAUGGCAAACAAGAAAAGGACAGCUCAUCUUCAUCAAGCUCAGACUCAGAUUCAGAGUAUUCUUCAAAUGACAAAAGCGGUAAAAAUGGACUGUUGGAAAGUGACUUUCAGAAAACUGAUGGGAUCAAACAUGAACUCGAAUCAGCACAUCUAGAAGUUGCUGACCUGAAGAGGAAAUUGACAGCUACAAGUGAGGAGAAGGAAGCUUUAAACUUAGAAUAUGAGGCGGCUUUGACCAAGAUAGAAGAAACAGAAAAAAUUGCCAGAGACUUGAAGACUGAAGCUGAAAGGUUAGAUGUUGAAAAAUCUCAACUUUUGGCUGAGAAUAAUGAACUAAAUAAAAAACUGGAAACUGGUGGAAAGAUAGAAGCUGAACUGAAUCAAAGAGUAGAAAAUGUGGAAAGAGAGAGAGAUAACUUGAUUCGGGAGAAAGAGACUGCUCUGAGAAGGAUAGAGGAUGGAGAAAAUAUUACAGCAGAGUUAAGAACCAUGGUUGAUCAGCUGAAAGAUGAAAAAGUAACCCUUGAGCAAGAACUAGAAUCCGUUCAAGGGGAAGUCUCCAAUUUGAAGCAGCAGCUGGAAUCUGCAGAACAGCAGGUGUCAGAUGUAAGCAAAGCUAAGGAGGAAGAGACCUUGAAAAUUUUGGAAAUGUCAAAUGAAAUUCAGCAGGCACAGAACAUGAUACAAGAACUCACGGUUGAAUCUAGUCAACUAAAGGAGAAAUUGGGUCAGAAAGAAAACGAAUAUUCAACUCUGUCUGAGAGGCAUGAGCUGCAUGGGAACAAAACCUCGGCUCAAAUAAAGGGAUUACAGGCUACAGUGACAGGGCUGGAACUGGAACUAGAAUCUUUGCGAGGUCAGAAAAGAGACGUGGAAGUGAAGAUUGAGAGCAAAGAAACUGAAGUUAAACAACUGGAAGAGGAAAACGCAGGACUACAAGUCCGAAUUUCAGAACUUGAAUCAGUAUCAAAUGAGAGAGCAGCUGAACUGUCUGCUCUCACAAAAGAACUUGAGGAUAACAAUAGUGAAUCUAUUCAGCUAAAGGAGAAGUUGGGUCAGACAGAAAAGGAGUAUUCAACUCUGUCCGAGAUGCAUGAGCUGUAUGAGAAUAAGACAUUGGCUCAAAUAAACGGAUUGGAGGCCCAAGUGACAGGGCUGGAACUGGAGUUGGAAUCUUUGCGAGGUCAGAAAAGAGAUAUAGAAGUGAAGCUUGAGAACAAAGAAACUCAAGUAAAACAACUAGAAGAAGAGAAUGCAGGAUUACAAGCCCAAAUUUCAAAACUUGAAUCGACAUUAGAAGGGAGAGAAGCUGAACUUUCUGCUCUCACAAAGAAACUUGAGGACAGCAAUACUGAAUGUAGUCGGCUAAACGAGCAACUGGGUCUCAAGGAAAAGGAAUAUUCAACACUGUCUGAGAGGCAUGAGCUGCAUGAGAACGAAACCUCGGCUCAAAUAAAGGGAUUACAGGCUACAGUUUUGGCGCUGGAACUGGAACUAGAAUCUUUGCGAGGUCAGAAAAGAGACAUGGAAGUGAAGAUUGAGAGCAAAGAAACUGAAGUUAAACAACUGGAAGAGGAAAACGCAGGACUACAAAUCCGAAUUUCAGAACUUGAAUCAGUAUCAAAUGAGAGAGCAGCUGAACUGUCUGCUCUCACAAAAGAACUUGAGGAUAACAAUAGUGAAUCUAUUCAGCUAAAGGAGAAGUUGGGUCAGACAGAAAAGGAGUAUUCAACUCUGUCCGAGAUGCAUGAGCUGUAUGAGAAUAAGACAUUGGCUCAAAUAAACGGAUUGGAGGCCCAAGUGACAGGGCUGGAACUGGAGUUGGAAUCUUUGCGAGGUCAGAAAAGAGAUAUAGAAGUGAAGCUUGAGAACAAAGAAACUCAAGUAAAACAACUAGAAGAAGAGAAUGCAGGAUUACAAGCCCAAAUUUCAAAACUUGAAUCGACAUUAGAAGGGAGAGAAGCUGAACUUUCUGCUCUCACAAAGAAACUUGAGGACAGCAAUACUGAAUGUAGUCGGCUAAACGAGCAACUGGGUCUCAAGGAAAAGGAAUAUUCAACACUGUCUGAGAGGCAUGAGCUGCAUGAGAACGAAACCUCGGCUCAAAUAAAGGGAUUACAGGCUACAGUUUUGGGGCUGGAACUGGAACUAGAAUCUUUGCGAGGUCAGAAAAGAGACAUGGAAGUGAAGAUUGAGAGCAAAGAAACUGAAGUUAAACAACUGGAAGAGGAAAACGCAGGACUACAAAUCCGAAUUUCAGAACUUGAAUCAGUAUCAAAUGAGAGAGCAGCUGAACUGUCUGCUCUAACAAAAGAACUUGAGGAUAAGAAUAGUGAAUCUAUUCAGCUGAAGGAGAAACUUGAGAACAAAGAAACUCAAAUAAAACAACUAGAAGAAGAGAAUGCAAGGUUACAAGCCCAAAUUUCAAAACUUGAAUCGACAUUAGAAGAGAGAGAAGCUGAACUUUCUGUUCUCACAAAGAAACUUGAGGACAGCAAUACUGAAUAUAGUCGGCUAAAUGAGCAACUGGGUCUCAAGGAAAAGGAAUAUUUAACUCUGUCUGGGAUGCACAAGCUGCAUGAGAAUGAAACAUUGGCUCAAAUAAAGGGAUUAGAGGAGAAAGUUUCAGGGCUGGAACUGGAGCUGGAAUCUUUGCGACAUCAGAAAAGUGAUUUGGAAGUAGAGAUUGAGAGCAAAGAAACUGAAGCAAAACAACUGGGAGUGGAGCUGGAAUCUUUGCGACAUCAGAAAAGUGAUUUGGAAGUAGAGAUUGAGAGCAAAGAAACUGAAGCAAAACAACUGGGAGAGGAGAAUGCAGGACUACAUGCCCGAGUUUCAGAGCUUGAAUUGAUAUCAGAAGACAGAGAAGCUGAACUUUCUGCUCUCACAAAGAAACUUGAGGACAGCAGUAAUGAAUCAUCAUCUAGAAUAGCAGAUUUGGCAGCACAGAUCAGUAAUCUGCUAGCUGACAUAGAUUCUUUGCGUGCCCAGAAAGUUGAAUUGGAGAAACAGAUAGUAUGUAAAGGUGAUGAAGCAUCAACUCAGGUCAAGGGCUUAAUGGAACAAGUAAAUGUAUUGCAGCAAGAAUUGGAGUCCCUACUCAGCCAGAAAACUGAAUUGCAAGUGCAGAUUGAGAGUAAAACUCAAGAAACUUCAGAGUACUUGAUACAGAUACAAAAUCUGAAAGAGGAGAUAACAAACAAGAUAACGGAUCAUCAGAGGAUUGUGGAAGAGAAAGAGAGUUUGACGGCAGAAAAGAGAGACAUUGAGAUAAAGGUGGACUCGAUACACAACCACAAAAGUGAACUUGAAGAGGAGAUAAGAACUAAAGUCCUUGAGAACGAUCAGUUGAGAGCAGAAAUUGUGGAGCUAAAGGAUCAAAUUUCUGAAUUUGAGAAGAAAUUAACGCAAAUGGAGGUCGAGUUCUCUUCUCUCCGGGAGAAACAUGAAAGUUCUGUGAACGAUGCAUCUGCUCAAAUAGAAGCCAUGGUGUCACAGGUUAACAGUCUACAACAGGAUUUGGAUUCAUUCCAGACCCAGAAGAAGCAGAUAGAGUUGCAAUUUGAGAAGGAGAAACAAGAACAUUCAGAGAGCCUGAUGCAAUUGGAAAAUGAAAAAGCGGAGUUAACGAGCAAGAUCACCGAUCAUCAGAGACUGCUGAAUGAACGGGAGGAUUCAUACAAGAAGUUAAAUGAGGAAUAUAAACAGCUUGAAAGUCAGUUUCUGGACAGCAAGGUCAAUCGAGACUCUGCAGAAAGGAAAAUUGAGCAAAUGGUGCUAGAAUUCAGUACAAAAGUUGAAUCGAAAGAUCAGAUAAUUGCUGAUUUGGAACAAGCAACUGAAGACCUGAAAAGAGAUCUUGAAGAAAAAGGGGACGAGCUUAGUUCUUUGGUUGAUAAUGCCCGGAAUACUGAAGUUAAGCUGCGGUUGUCAAACCAGAAGCUCCGUGUUACAGAGCAGCUAUUGGCUGAGAAGGAAGAGAGCUUCAGACGCGCAGAACAAAAGUUCCAGGAAGAACAAAGAGCACUUGAAGACAGAAUUGCUACAUUGUCUGGUACAAUUUCUGCAAACAAUGAAGCCUAUCAAAGAAACAUCACGCAUAUCUCAGAAAAUGUGAACAGUUCUUUGACUGUAUUGGAAUCUGUGAUCAAGAAGUUUUUGGAUGACUAUGCAAAGUAUGAGAAGUGUAUUCUAGGAACAACAAGGGAGCUUCAAACUGCAAAGAACUGGGUUGCGGAAACAAAUGGUGAAAGAGUGAAGUUGAAGGAGGAGGUAGGGGACCUAAUCGAACAACUGCGUGGUAAGAAAGAAGAAGCAUUGGUGUUCAGAGAGCAGGUUGAGAAGUUGAGGGCAACUGCAAGCGGGGAGGAAGUGGAGAAGGGGGGUCUGAUCAAAGCUGUGAAGCAACUUGAGAGGACGGUAGAGGACUUGGAGAAGACGGUGGGAGAGAAAAAUGAGGGCUUACUAGGAUUGGCGGAGGAGAAGAGGGAAGCCAUAAGGCAGCUGUGCAUGUGGAUCGAGUAUCACCGAAGCCGGUAUGAUGAUCUCAAGGAAGUGCUCUCAAAGAUGACUGCUGCAAGAGGCCAGAGGAGGGCUUAG
Molecule: messenger RNA, 4881 nt
Organism: Prunus armeniaca (apricot)
Lineage: Eukaryota; Viridiplantae; Streptophyta; Magnoliopsida; Rosales; Rosaceae
Source: the annotation of a GenBank genome assembly